AUGGAGGGCACCGCAAAUUUAGUGGUGUAUCGCAACGGUGAGAUAAUACGUAAUACUCAUGAGGGAGUGAGAUUUGUGUCCCAGAAUCCGUUUUCGUUUGUGGUUUCAUGCACGAUGACGUUAAUGGAGCUGCAGAACGGCCUCUGUCAAAGCAUGGAGAAUGGUACGUUAAUAAGAGUGAGCAAAAUUCUGUACCGAAAUCCGGUUGUGGUUUUUGGUUGUCUAAUACAGUUUGGUGCCAUGCCGAUCACUGAUGAAGCGAGUAUGCAGAAGAUGUUUCAAAUUCACCGGCAGACUCAGAUGCGACACCCACAGAUUGAGGUGUACGUUGAUUUUGAAACUGUAGAGGCAGUGGCGGUUCAGAAUGGUAUAGAUAUACAUGAUGAUAGAGCUGCAGUGUACCAAGGAAUUAAUAGUGACAGCAAAGAUGACUUUGAAGCCACUAAUGAGGCCGGCGACGAAGAUGAGGAUGGUAAUGUGGGAGCUGAGGCAGCAGCAGAGAAUGUAGUGGUGGGUCCGUCGAGCAGUCAACCGAUGGACGUUCCACCUUUUAUGCGUGAGUUGGAUCUCGAGGCUAUGCAUGCCCCCGAGUUUCUGGAAUAUACAAACAUAGGCGUUGCCGAUGCUGAGGACGGGGAGUUCCGAAUUGGAAUGGAAUACAGUUCUAGAAAGUUGGUCGUCGCAGCAAUUAGAAGUUUCACUAUUGCUAAAGGAGUUGACUAUGAGGUGUAUGAGUCUGAGCCACAGACGUUCUAUGCAAAAUGCAAGAUGUACGGGCGUGGAUGUGACUGGCUUAUCCGAGCUAGCUUGAUACGGAAAAAAGUUGCUGAUGCUAUAAGGCCAUUGGUCGAGACGGACCCGUCCAUCAAGGUGAAAUCUAUAAUUGCAGAAGUCCAGUCAAGGUUCAACUAUACCAUUAGUUACCGAAAGGCUUGGUUGGCAAAGCAGAAGUCCAUAGCCAACGUUUUCGGUGGUUGGGAGGAUUCUUACCAAGCCUUGCCAUGGUGGCUUUCGGUCAUGGUGCAGAAGAUGCCUGGUUCAGUUGUCCAAAUAGAAACACGACCACUAUACAACGGGAAUGAGGAGGCGCAAGGUACACUUCUAGUUGCUGUUGCACAAGAUGAGAACCAGAACAUUGUGCCUAUCACCUUUGCCUUGGUGGAAGGGGAGACAGCUGAUGUGUGGCACUUCUUUCUCAGGAAUCUGCGAAUGUAUAUUGUUAAAAAAGACGGCAUGGGUAUGAUCUCAGUACGACAUGAGUCAAUACGGGCAGCAGUAAAUCGUUCCAGUGGCAACUGGCAACCUCCAAGAGCAUGGUGGAUGUUUUGUAUAAGACACAUCGGCAGUAACUUCUUAAGGGCAUUCAAAGUCCCUCACUUGCAAAAGCUUGUUGUCAACAUAGGGUAUUCAAGAACGGUGGAGGAGUACAAUAUCAACUAUAAGAGGUUGGAAGAGCGAGGCGAGGCAUAUACCAGGUGGUGCGAUGCCAUUGGACUCAGACAUUGGGUAUUGGCAUUCGACGAGGGACAUCGAUGGGGCCAUAUGACAACGAACCUUGUCAAGUGCAUUGACUCAGUGUUGAAGGGUGUCCGUAAUCUACCUGUACUGGCGCUGGUCUGA
This is a messenger RNA of Arachis stenosperma, 1620 nucleotides long. RefSeq lists its product as uncharacterized. The transcript has 4 exons. Lineage: Eukaryota; Viridiplantae; Streptophyta; Magnoliopsida; Fabales; Fabaceae. The record is from RefSeq and is a predicted model, not a curated record. Bases 1 to 1620 code for a protein of 539 amino acids.